AAUCAAGAACAUGAGAGAUUUCACUCCAUCAGAGAAAAAAAAAAAAAGAAACAACCCGUUUUUUAUUUUAUUUUUUCGUUUAUUCUCUCUCUCUCUCUUUAGGCUUCUUUGCUUUUUUUUUUUUCCAUAUCUGAUACAUGUCUUUUUUAAAAAAGCUACGCCUGCAGCCAGAGAAGACAACCAGCCUAGAAGAUCGCCCUCAUUAUAGUCACCAUAGCAACAACAACAACAGUCUUUGCACUACCCAAAUUGAGUCUGACAGCGUAAUACAAGAUCCAACGAGACAACCACCCGCCGAAGCAGAAACAGAAGACAAAAGUACUACAACGACACAAGACGACAAGGAUAUCGAGUUAGGACAACAGGCGCAAGAGGAAGAGCAAGAAAAAGAGAAAAUGAGCCUCUUGGACAAUAACAUUUUUUGUGGAUUUCUAUUGAUUCUUGCAGGAUUUGCGAUCGCCUUUCAAGCAGGCUGUAAUGCCACCCUCAAUCGAUAUGGUGGUCGAUCGUUUUCUUCCGUCAUGUCCUUUAGCACAGGUGCCGUGUGUUGUUUGAUAUUUUUCGCAUUUGAUAUUGGUCUGGCAAAGACGCCGCUACCCAAUGAUCAUGUAAAAACUGCACCAUGGUAUGCUUGGUUAGGUGGUAUUUUGGGCGCCUAUUAUGUCGUGGUGAAUAUUUUGACGGUGCCGAGAUUAGGUACUGCUACUGUUUUAAGCACGUUUGUGAGUGCACAGAUCAUUAUGGCGUGUAUUAUCGAUCAUUUUGGAUUAGUAGGUGUCAUUCAACGAACCUAUACUGUUUGGAGAAUUCUAGCAUCGCUUGGAUUAGUAGGAUGUGUCGUUGUCAUUGCUCUCUUUUGAAAAUCAAAACCCACUAGAUACCAUUUUAUUUUUUUUCGGUGGGAUUUUUGAAAUCCCAUUCUUCAUCCCCCAUCCUUUUCAUUUGUAGAAUAGCCUAUCUUGUACCUUUAUUAUACUGAAAUCACUUUUUGUGUUGAAGAGAAAAAUUUUGUAUAAACUGAACAACCAAAGUGAACCACAUAGGAGGUAAUAGUAGUAGUAGUAGUAGUAGUCAUAGUAGAAGGAAGGAAGGGCGGGCAAUGACCUAGAGGGUAUUCGUUACCAUAUGC
Molecule: messenger RNA, 1129 nt
Organism: Mycotypha africana
Lineage: Eukaryota; Fungi; Mucoromycota; Mucoromycetes; Mucorales; Mycotyphaceae
Exons: 4
Coding region: 138-860 (240 amino acids)
Cellular component (GO): plasma membrane
Source: RefSeq, a predicted model, not a curated record